GGAUAUCUGUCUAAUUAUGUGAUUGGUUUUUAUGGGUCUUAUUUUUUUCAAUAAAUAGAAAGUUUUCAAAAUGACUUAUGACUUAAAGAAUGAGGAUGAUGUAAAGGAAUAUCUGAAGAACCUUCACACGGAAUAUAGUUUUGGUUGCUUCAGUGAAAAAAAUCCAGAAGUGUGUCAUCUCCUCGGUGAAUAUUAUGAAGCUAUAAAAAGGGAUUUUAAAAAAAGUGCCGAGAUCCACAAAAACAAUUGUGAUAAUUUUGAUUAUGGGAGAAGUUGUACAAAAUACGGCCGAUUAAGUGUCAUCGGUGAGGGUUGCAAAAAAGAUGCAAAGACAGCCUUCGAAUAUAUGAGAAAAGGUUGCGAAUUAAAAGAUGGCGCCGGAUGCCUCUAUGCCGGAUUGUUGGCUUGUUCCAAAGAUGACGUCGGAAGGCCCGACAAAAAAUUAUUAGUUAACGAAGGAGUUGCUAUGAUGGACAAAGCCUGCAGCGAACUCAACGAGCCCAGAGCCUGCUUCUAUUUGUCUACAAUUUACCUCGGCGGCAUUUCCGGCUACUUUGAAAAAAACUUGCGGAAGGCCUACAAGUUGUCAUUGAAAUGUUGCGAAAAUGGAAAUCCUUAUGCCUGUGCAAAUAUUGCGCAAAUGCACGCUCGCGGAGAAGGAGUCGAGAAGAAUAAAGAAUUGGCCGACACUUUCCGAAAACGAGCUGUAGAACUCGAAAAUGAGAUGAAGAGCAAUCAAGGAAUUCAAUUUCAACAGGGAAUUGACACAUGAUAGGCAUUUAGUUUAUAUUUUAAGAUAGAGAAUAAAAUAUAUUGGAUUUCGAUUAAGA
This is a messenger RNA of Belonocnema kinseyi, 830 nucleotides long. RefSeq names its product cytochrome c oxidase assembly factor 7 homolog (gene Coa7). The transcript has 3 exons. Bases 71 to 772 code for a protein of 233 amino acids. NCBI's taxonomy places the organism in Eukaryota, Metazoa, Arthropoda, Insecta, Hymenoptera, Cynipidae. The record is from RefSeq and is a predicted model, not a curated record. Gene Ontology annotation, cellular component: mitochondrial intermembrane space. Gene Ontology annotation, molecular function: protein binding.